Pezoporus flaviventris is the source of this 2317-nucleotide messenger RNA. RefSeq names its product IQ motif and ubiquitin domain containing (gene IQUB). The coding region runs from base 351 to 2177 and encodes 608 amino acids. The transcript has 11 exons. Gene Ontology annotation, biological process: cilium assembly. Gene Ontology annotation, cellular component: acrosomal vesicle; motile cilium. Lineage: Eukaryota; Metazoa; Chordata; Aves; Psittaciformes; Psittacidae. The record is from RefSeq and is a predicted model, not a curated record.
AAGUUGUUACAGCACAAGGGCCUAGUGCAGAGCUACCAUCUACAUUCCCACCAAGAAGAGCAGUUGGAGAGGGCAAGAGUGCAGACGAAGCAGAGAAGCGUCUGCUUUCAGAAGCUACAGGCACCACACAGAGAAGGGCUGUGAGAAGCAGUCUUCUCUGGAGCAGUCAGUUUUGAAGGAACAGGAGCAGUCAAGUUCAUCACAGUGGGAACAACCUGGAGAAGGGCUAAGCAAUCAAGAAACAAUUGGAAAUAAGCAGCAAGAUUUGAGCCAGGUGCCCCAUUCAACACAUCAUCUGAGAAUACAUCAUCUGUUACCAAUGAGAAUUACCCUACUUUAACUGAAGAACCAUGAUUGGAGAUAAUGAAAAUCCUGGGAGGACCAGGGCUAACAUUGAUGAAACUAUCCAGUCUGAGAAGUUAUGUCUAGAUCAGGAACAUUCUCCUGGGAAAGCAGUUCAACAGGAUUACUGCAUGCCUGAUGUCGUAACUGUCAGAAUACAGACAGAUUCUGAUUCAUUCCAAGAUGUAGUUGUAAAAAUUGAAAGACCUACCUAUCAAAAACCAUUUCUGGGUGGAUUUAAGAACAGGAUAACAGGAGUGGAAUUUCAUAAUGCAGGAUCACAAACAAUACCAAAAAAACUACCUGAUAAAGGAAUUCUUGUAUUCCAUAGGGAAACACAGACAGUUUUUGAAAAAAAUAAGCAACAACAAACAACGAAUACAACAUCAACACAAAUGACUAAAACUGGCUUGUAUGUGUCAAACAAGACUGACAAACUAAUAACUCCUGGGAAGUAUAUUACAGCAGAAGAAUACCAUAAACGUAGACUUGAAGCAGUAAUAGUAUUACAGAGAGAUUUCCGUCGUUGGCAUGCUACAAAUAUAGUACAAAAACUGGGGGAAGAAAAGAGGUUAAGGCUGGAGUGGGAGGCACAAGAAGAAAUACGGAGAAAAAAAGAAAAAGAAGAAAAACUGAGAAGGGAGCACAAGCGAAGACUGAACCCUAAAACAAAAGGAGACUUCGAGCUACUGUACCAUGCUUUAGAAUUAUGGAGGCGGGAGGAGACUGAGCAGAUUAACAGAACUCUUACUGGAGCUGAAAGAAAGGCAGCACUUUGUGGACUUCUGGAACAAGAGGCACAGCUGAUUGCUUCCAUUGGGAGACACAAACUAAAUGCAGAUGAGGAGAAUCGACAAAAAGCGAUACUGCACUUUCUGAAUAAGUGUGCGCAACCUAAGAGAUGGAAAGCAUAUGAUGGAAAAAUCACUGAAAUGGAUACACAGUUCACACUCCGUGCCAGAGAACUGUUGGAAAUCUACUGCAGCAUUAGUAUGAGUGACAUCCCACAAGAUGAGAGAAUAGAUGUGCUACUAACACUCAAACGUACAGUGAAGGAACAUGAAUGUAAAUUAACACAGGAAAUCAUGGAAUUAAUUGACAGGGAAAUUGAUCUUAUGUCAAGAGAGGUGAAAGAAUGUAACUUGGAAGGACUAAGGAAAAGAAUUUGUACGUUAUUUCUUCAGUUUAUUAAAAUUCCGAAGUUUAACCCUGAAGUUGCUAAGAUACUUAAGGUUCCACCAGAUCCCUUAAAGCUUUAUAAAAACGUGAACUGCUGUCAGACUUGCAAAAAUUACUUACCGUCUACUGCGUUUCCUGUUGCUGCUAAUACCCACACUACUGGCAGAUGUCGUUUGUGUUGCAAGCUUGAUAAUGAGGCUCGGCACCGAGAAACGUUUUUGAAGUGCAAACUUAUACUAGAAAACCUCAGAAAGUCUGAAGCUGAUUAUCAGGAUGAUGCUAAAAUUGUUUUCUUACUUCAGCAUCAAGAUCUGCAAUACUUGAUUGAGAAAAUAUGGGGCAGUCAGUCAGCUCUCAGUGCCUGCAGUGACCUCUAUGAUUUGGUUAUGGUCAGGUGGGAUAAGCAGCAUGAAUGGUCUCCAUGGAACACUAUUCUUCUCACUGAACAUGAGGCAGAUGCACAUCUUAAACUGUGUGACCUUCAGAAGGCUUACGAAGCAGCGUUUAUUCACAGAAUAAGGCAUAAGCAUAUCUGGGCAAAAAACUACUUUGCUCAGAUUCAAGCCAUGGCAUCAUUUUUGCAGAGGAGUGAAAAUCAGACAAAUGCAAAUGAAUUUUUAAUAGCUACGCCUUUUCGUACUGGUGCAAAAACAUAACUCUUAGGUGAAGUUAGCUGAAGUUAAAGAAGUUAACUGAAUUAUUGAUUAAUACAAUUUCCUUGGUUUUAAAGAAAUGUACUGUUUCAAUACCUUAAUUAUAUCACACAGAUCAAAAUAAACUUCUGAGGAUAAAAUAA